CGAUGAAAAUACAGCCGUGCCGCAAAGCGCCGUCCGUGUUUUGGAACCUUUUGGAUUAGGAGAGUUCCAUACUUAGUGAGUCAUUAAUGGGUUCGUCAUUAUCGGGCUGUUAACUACUACCCACGCGUUAACGGAGCGUUUUGGAACAGAAAUUGGCCAAAAUCGCCAGCCGCAGUAACACCAAUCUCGUGUUGAAUUUGUGCGAACCGACCACCUGGAGGACGUACGGGCCCGUGCACAGCUGGAGCACACGCCACAUCCAUUCGCGCACACGCGGUUACUUGGUGCGCCUGCUAAAAGGGGGUUCACCGCCACGGAGGGGAAUGGUGUGUGUGCACGUGCCUCGUGUGUCUGUGUAGUGUGUGCGUGUGUGUUGUGUCUGUGUGUCUAGAUUGUGUUGUGUUUCGCCCGUGAAGCUCUUCCGCCGAUUGAUUUUCCGACUGGAUGGUGGGCGGCCAGCGGCCAUUCCGGUUCCGCUUCGAACAACGACGUACGCGGGGAGCCAAACAUAGAUAGUAUAUAUUUAUUAUAUAAAAUAUACCAUCUAAAAAAAAAAAAAGAGGAAAGGAAAAGUGGCGGUGCAGAAAAUAUCUCAUACCAGCCCACAAGUGACCACUAGGCGGCGGCAGAUUGCCUGUGUGUUUGUGUGCCGGUGUGUGCCGUGUUCAAGCGUGUUGUGUGGAAGCGGAAUUGUUAAGUGUGCUGGCUGGUGUUGAAACCCAGCGAAGCGGCUGUGCACUGCGGGAAUUUAUUUCGUAAACGUCGAAAGAAAAAUCGAGAUCUACCCGCAUCAUCGUCGCUUUAACUACUGUUAUUUCUAAUGAAUUCUAAUGUGAGAUAACACAACGCGCUUCAUCGAGACGGGACAGUCGGAACAUUGAUCGGGCAUCGGAACCGAACCGAUCCAUCUGGUGGAAGCUGAGUAAUCAAAGUGGCAAUAGAUCGUGCCAUGUCGCAUCCAUUGCACCCGUAAUUACACACUGCUGGCAGCGGGACAUUUGGGUUGUGUAGCGCACCCACACAUAAUACGCUCCCCCGAUUGGUGGUGGGUUUUGGUAGACGAUGAUGCAGAUGCUGCACGAUAUGAUGACGUUACUGACGACAAUGCUAUCAUGCCGUAGCUUCUGGUGACAGCAGCUCCUUCGCACGUCCAGACAUCCACACGACGGGUCCUCCACAGGCGGCUGGUGGUGUCCAUCAUCGGCGACCGCGCGUGUUCCAGUCGUGUGCUGCUUUCGGUAACCGGAACCAUAAUCGCGUAUAUGUGUGUGUGUGUAUGUGUACGUGAAAUAUUUUGCUCGAACAAAUAGCAAGUUUUGGUGCGUGGCGGUGCGUUUUGUGUUGUUGAUUUCAUUUGAGUUUUGGGCCCAGUUUGGAGGAAAGCAUUGAAAGGAAUAAGCGAUUCCGUUCAGCACCGAGAGACCGAGAGACAGAGAAAGAGAGAUCAAGUGCACUAAGCGCAUUCGUGAUACCAAAGGCCUAGCCUGACCGAUUAUUCAGGUGUAAGGCGAGUGAAUCGAUCAAAAACACAUACAAAUUGCAAACAGUGUGGUGUAAGGGUUUUGUUGUGCCGAGCGGAACCGAAUAGAACGGUUGAAACGACCACAUCAAAAUGGCGACUAUCGACGGACGACCGGCCCAGUACCAGAUCACGCAGAAGAAUCUGCGUGAGAUCAUGGAACAUCGGGGCCGUGAAGCGGUAUCAAAGGUGAACGAGUACGGCGGUGUGACCGAGAUCUGUCGGAAGCUAUACACCUCACAGAACGAGGGUCUAAGCGGCUCGAAAGCCGACAUUGACCAUCGACGGGAAACGUUCGGCUCGAAUGUGAUCCCGCCGAAACCGCCCAAGUCUUUCCUGACGCUCGUCUGGGAAGCACUGCAGGACGUGACGCUGAUCAUCUUGGAAAUUGCGGCCAUCAUUUCGUUGCUAUUAUCAUUUUACCAGCCGGCAGACGACGACGAACCGGUCGUGCAGGAAGAGGAGGAGCACUACUCAUGGAUCGAAGGUUUAGCCAUCCUGGUGUCGGUGUUUGUGGUGGUCGUCGUGACCGCGUUCAAUGACUACUCCAAGGAGAAACAGUUUCGUGGAUUGCAGUCACGUAUCGAGGGCGAGCAUAAGUUCUCGGUCAUCCGUGGCGGCGAUGCGGUGCAGGUGAACAUUGGAGAUAUUGUGGUGGGCGACAUCUGUCAGAUCAAGUACGGUGAUCUGCUCCCGGCGGACGGCAUUCUGAUUCAGAGUAACGAUCUGAAGAUCGAUGAAUCGUCGCUGACGGGUGAGUCGGAUCACGUCAAGAAGAACGAGUCGACGGAUCCGAUUGUACUGUCCGGUACGCAUGUGAUGGAAGGUAGCGGCAAGAUGGUGGUAACGGCGGUUGGUGUUAACUCGCAGGCCGGCAUCAUUUUCACGCUGCUCGGUGCGGCCGUCGACGAGCACGAGGCAGCCGCCAAGCAGAAGAAAAAGGAUGCGAAAAAGGCUAAGAAGGCAGCGGGCGCGAAGGACGAAAUCACCAACAAUAGCCAUGGACACCCGCAGGGUAUCCGAAGCCAAACGACGGUCGACUCCAUCACUUCAGACGACGGCGGCGAAGAGGGUGGCAAGAGUGGAGAAGGAGGCGGCGGACAUGGUGGUAAGGAGAAAUCGGUGCUGCAGGCGAAGCUGACCAAGCUGGCAAUUCAGAUCGGGUACGCCGGUUCAACGAUCGCCGUGCUGACGGUUAUCAUCCUUAUUAUACAGUUCUGCAUCCAAACGUUUGUAAUCGAACAGAAGCCAUGGCGCAACUCGUAUGCCAACAAUCUCGUGAAGCACUUCAUCAUCGGUGUGACGGUGCUGGUCGUAGCGGUGCCGGAAGGUUUGCCUCUAGCGGUCACCCUAUCGCUUGCCUAUUCGGUGAAGAAGAUGAUGAAGGAUAACAACUUGGUGCGGCAUUUGGAUGCCUGCGAAACCAUGGGUAACGCGACGGCGAUCUGUUCGGACAAGACCGGAACAUUGACUACGAACCGGAUGACGGUGGUUCAGUCGUACAUCUGCGAGAAGCUAUGCCUGGUGACGCCCCGUUUCUCGGACAUACCACGUGUCGUUGGCGAAGCGAUCGUAGAGGGUAUCGCGCUAAACUCGGCCUACACGUCUUGCCUGAUGGCCGGCCAGAACCCGGGCGAUCCGUUGCAGCAGGUCGGCAACAAGACCGAGUGCGCUCUGCUGGGCUUUGUGAACGGGCUCGGUCGGAACUAUCAGACGAUCCGAGAUGCCAACGCGGAAGAUACGUUCACGCGAGUAUACACGUUCAAUUCGGUGCGCAAGUCGAUGAGCACGGUGGUGCCGAAAUCGAACGGUGGUGGCUAUCGCGUAUUCAGCAAGGGCGCCUCGGAGAUCAUACUGAAGAAAUGUGCCUUCAUCUACGGGCAGGACGGUGUGCUGGAGAAGUUCACCCGGGACAUGCAGGAGCGGCUGCUGCAUCAGGUAAUCGAACCGAUGGCAUGCGACGGGUUGCGCACGAUUUGUAUCGCGUUCCGUGACUUUGUGCCCGGCAAGGCCAACAUUAACGAGGUGCACUACGACGGUGAGCCGAACUGGGAUGAUGAGGAAAACAUAAUUAGCAAUCUGACGUGCCUGUGCGUGGUCGGUAUCGAAGAUCCGGUACGGCCGGAGGUACCGGAAGCUAUACGGAAAUGCCAGCGGGCCGGUAUUACGGUGCGCAUGGUCACGGGUGACAACAUCAAUACGGCACGCUCGAUCGCAACCAAGUGUGGCAUUUUGCGGCCACAGGACGACUUCCUGAUCCUGGAGGGUAAGGAGUUUAAUCGUCGCAUCCGCGACAGCAACGGUGACAUCCAGCAGCAUCUGCUGGAUAAGGUGUGGCCGAAGCUGCGCGUGUUGGCUCGUUCGUCGCCCACGGACAAGUACAACCUGGUGAAGGGUAUCAUCGACAGUAAGGUGUCGGUUAGCCGUGAGGUAGUGGCAGUUACCGGUGACGGUACGAAUGAUGGGCCGGCGCUCAAGAAGGCGGACGUCGGGUUCGCGAUGGGUAUUGCCGGCACGGAUGUCGCUAAGGAAGCGUCAGACAUUAUUCUGACCGAUGACAACUUUAGCAGCAUCGUGAAGGCAGUCAUGUGGGGCCGUAAUGUGUACGAUUCGAUCGCGAAGUUCCUGCAGUUCCAGCUGACCGUAAACGUGGUGGCGGUCAUCGUGGCGUUCAUCGGUGCGUGCGCCGUACAGGACUCGCCGCUGAAAGCUGUCCAGAUGCUGUGGAUGAAUCUGAUCAUGGACACUCUUGCGUCGCUAGCACUUGCCACGGAAAUGCCGACGCCGGACCUGCUGCUGCGAAAGCCGUACGGCCGUACCAAGCCGCUUAUCUCGCGCACCAUGAUGAAGAAUAUCCUCGGCCAGGCGGUAUACCAGCUGGUGAUCGUGUUCGGGCUCCUGUUCGUCGGCGACUGGUUCCUGGAUAUCGAGUCCGGGCGCGGCCAGCCGCUCAACUCCGAGGCAACGCAACACUUCACCAUCAUCUUCAACGUGUUCGUCUUCAUGACGCUGUUCAACGAGCUGAACGCGCGCAAGAUUCACGGCCAGCGGAACAUCUUCCAGGGCCUGUUUACCAAUCCGAUCUUCUACUCCAUCUGGCUCAUAACGCUCGUGUCGCAGGUGUUCAUCAUACAGUUUGGUAAGGUGGCGUUCUCCACCAAAGCGCUGAACAUCGAGCAGUGGCUAUGGAGCGUGUUCUUCGGACUCGGCACACUGAUCUGGGGUCAGAUUGUGACGAGCAUUCCGACGCGCAAGAUGCCGAAAAAGAUGGCCUGGGGCCGUGGCCACCCGGAGUCCGAGUACACCGAGGCGAUCCGGCUCGGCGAGGAGCGAUACGAAACGAUGGACAAUGACAAGAAACCCCGUGCAGGUCAGAUAUUAUGGAUCCGCGGCCUUACCCGGCUGCAGACCCAGCUUCGUGUUGUACGUGCAUUUCGAUCCACAUUAGAAGAUUUAGAGGAACGCCGUUCCAUUCAUAGCUUACAUAGUCUUAGAAGUUCACGCAGUCAUCCCGGAGGCAUGAGCACGAGUGGUACAAUGACUAGUCAAGGUCUCUCAAAUCUCUUAUAUCCACCAGGUUCCAACAUCCAAACCGGCCGGCUAAUAGGUACUAAUGUUGGCGAUCUUAAGUAUAUUGAUGAAGAUCAAAGACUUCAUAAUAAUCAGCAUAUUAUAGAGAAAUUCGCGGUAUGGACAAAAUCGACAACAGUCUAAAAUCAGAAUCCUUCCUUUGCUCUUGAAUGUAUGAGAUCGAAAUAUCGAGAUAUAUACAGAGAAAAGUAACAAAAAAGAAGAACAACACACACACACAGUGCAAGCGGGUCAGACACGUUUCGCAGAGAUAGGGAGGGAAAGACGGAGGGAAGCUAAGGGCAAAAGUAGAGGAAAUGUCGUACUGUGUGCGUGCCGCAGUAGUGUGGACAGAAUGGUGAUGCGAACCGCGCCGAUUAUAUGCUGUGGAUUCUGGGGCUAAGGGGUUAUGGUAAAACCGUACCUAGAGCGAAAGCAAAAGCUCCGCAAAAGCUUCAGCUGUAUAGAUAUGUGCGUGCAAACUGUAGGUGCUAUACGAGCUGCCAGUGUAUUUAAAGAACCAAACCAAUAGUAAACAGUACAGGCGGCAACGGCGGCAGCAGCAGCAGCAGCAACAACUACAACACAACAGUAUAAUAGUAUUCGUAGUACACCGUCAAGACGAUCGGAGUACGGGCGAGUAUUAGUGAACGCAAGCAGACGCAUCCUUCCGUUCACUUCACAUGCGCCCCCAAACCGGCGACGUUACACCGAAGCAUUAAGCGUUUUUAGUAUGCGUUACCGAAGCCGGUGAUCGUGGAUCGUUGAAAUGGUACCAUCCCUUGUGUUUAAUCGAGCUUUCGCGUGACUCGUGGGUUCAUCCAUACGAUAGUCAAAAGAGGACGAUGUCUCCAGUCCAGUUAACAGCCAUCAGUUCGGAACGGAUCUUUGUGGAGUUGUGGAACGUGUAACCGAAACAAUGCUGGGAACGAGCGUGGGAACGAGACACAAAUCCUCCAAUCAACCACAUUGACAUUGCAAUGUUUGGACGCGACAAAAUGGUUGGCACCCGCUGGAACUUAGAGUUCUUUUGAUAGCGAAAAUAUUGAGCAAUAGCAAGAGAAUAACAAAGAGUAACGGAAGCAACAAACCAAAAAACGUCGAAAAAUGCUACUUGUAGGAGUUACGUUGGAGGAGCGAAUAAUAGUUAUCAGAACCAAAGAAAAGGGAAAAAAAUAAUGCAAGAUCAUUUAAUUUAUAACUCACAAAACAUAAACAAAGCAAAAUGAAGAAGAAAACAACACAUGCAAACAAAUAGUCGUUUAAAGAGAGUAUUAUUGUACGGUUUGGUGUUUUUUUUCGAAGACGCGUAAGCUGCAAGGAAGAGUUUAAUAUAAAAAGUACUUACACGUAUUACUAACGCGUCACGAUACGGGGACGUUACAUACGAAAAAAACACUACCUAGAGACUACUGCAUAACGCGUAACGUAAUGUUGUGUGUAUGAAACACAAACACACAUCUACACACGCCCAGCGAACUCUUUCACUCACACACACACACGUACACACGGACACAUACAAUCAUACACAGAGGAAUCAAAAAUCGAUUGUUAGUUAAGCAGAAUUACAACUCAUACCGUAUUUAGGAUUACUACACUAGUGCACUACUUUAAAACCCCAACAAGCAAAGGCCAGGCUCUCUAGCUAGUAGCGUGUAGUGUAUGUUUAAAAAAAAACAACUAAUGGGAAACAAAAGAAGCAAUCAAAGUUGAAUCGUUUUUUCUUUUUCCGGCUUUAAAACCGGUGCGAAUUGAAUGUGAGUCACGAGAAGGACAGAAAGGACGAGGCUGGGGGACACAAAUGUAAAGCAGAAAAAUGGUGCAAUUAUACCAUUGAUGAUUGUUGAGGUGCGGCGCGUGUGUUAGCCAGAGUGUCAUGGCCGCGGCCAUUCGUAACAUACGGGUUUGAGAAGCUACACCGUUUUUUCUGUCGGUUCGCGGAUUAGUUUCAUUCGGUGCGUUGCGGUGCAAGCGUUACAGACACGGCGAGCCGCCGGCAGAGGUAUUGAAGCGAACCAAACGACCACACUCUAGCCAAGCAGAGGUGGCCACCAUCUUAGGCUGUCGGUGUAAAGCACCACACACACAGAGUCGGUACAACCAAGAGCAACGGUAGGAUCAGCUGAACGUUGAAUUGGGAAGUUGGCAGUAAAGAGCGGGAGAGAGAGAGAGAGAGAGUACCCCAAUGGAAUCGGAAAAUUGAAAUUUGAAUUUUUCGCAAAUUGAAAAAUCAGUACCUCUGACCCGCCCAAAAACAAAUCGCAAACAAAAAUCAAAACAACAAACCUCUCCCCCCUCCAUACCAGCGGUUAAGCGGUUAUGGGCAUGAUG
This is a messenger RNA of Anopheles moucheti, 7420 nucleotides long. RefSeq names its product plasma membrane calcium-transporting ATPase 1 (gene PMCA). Gene Ontology annotation, biological process: calcium ion transmembrane transport; regulation of cytosolic calcium ion concentration. NCBI's taxonomy places the organism in Eukaryota, Metazoa, Arthropoda, Insecta, Diptera, Culicidae. The record is from RefSeq and is a predicted model, not a curated record. Bases 1613 to 5233 code for a protein of 1206 amino acids. Gene Ontology annotation, molecular function: ATP binding; P-type calcium transporter activity; ATP hydrolysis activity. Gene Ontology annotation, cellular component: intracellular membrane-bounded organelle; membrane. The transcript has 5 exons.